GCGCGGCGACUUCGGAAACAAGCGGCGUUUCCCCGUCACGUGGGCUCCCGUUUGGUCAUGUGAUAUUGCAAAUGACAACAAACUGAACUGACAACAAUUCUGCGUAGAAGUAGCCUUAGUACGAAUGACACGAUGAAGGGACUAGAGUCCUGUGCGUUUAAUUUUGUGGCCAUGCAUUUGGCUUUAAGUGUCGUUUGCUUGUCAUUAGCAGAGGCGUUAUAUCUUCGAUCCUUUCCAGAGCAAGAAGGACAAUUUUGGCAUAUAACUGACCUGCAUCUGGAUCCAACCUACCACAUCACUGAUGACCAUACAAAAGUGUGCUUCUCCUCCAAGGGGUUUCCAGCCAAAAAUCCAGGGGUCUUUGGUGACUAUAUGUGUGACUCACCUUAUUUACUCAUCCAGUCUGCCUUUGAUUAUAUGAAAAAUGUAGAUCCACAGCCAAAAUUUAUAAUUUGGACUGGAGACAGUCCACCACAUGUUCCUCCAAAGGAGCUUUCCACUGAUAUUGUGAUAAAUGUUAUACGCAACAUGACUAACACUAUUCAAGAAUUCUUCCCAGAUCUUCAGGUCUAUCCAGCAUUAGGAAACCACGAUUACUGGCCUCAAGAUCAGCUACCAGUUUCAACAAAUAAAAUAUAUGAAGCUGUUGCUGAACUUUGGAAACCUUGGCUAGCACCUGAAGCUCUAAACACUUUGAUUAAAGGUGGCUUUUACUCACAAAUGAUUGACCAAAACCUUAGAAUAAUAAGUCUUAACACUAACCUGUACUACAGUCCAAACCAUGAGACUUUAGGUUUGCCAGACCCAGCUGGACAAUUUGAGUGGCUGGAAGAAGUGUUACAAGCAUCCUUAAAGAACAAAGAGAAGGUAUAUAUCAUUGCUCAUGUUCCUGUUGGAUACUUGCCCUUUACAAUAAAUACCACUGCAAUGAGAGAGAACUUCAAUGAAAAGCUUGUGGAAAUAUUUCGUAAUUACAGUAGUAUUAUUGUUGGUCAAUUCUUUGGCCAUACUCACAGAGACAGCAUAAUGGUUCUCCAUGAUACGAAAGGUAAUCCUGUCAAUUCCUUGUUUGUUGCACCAGCUGUAACGCCAAUCAAAGACUUUUAUGAACUUCAGACAAAUAAUCCAGGCUUUCGGCUGUACAAGUACAAUCUUGCAGACUACACUUUACUAGACAUCUGGCAGUACUACAUGAACCUCACGGAAGCCAAUGAGCAAAAAAAGGCUGACUGGAAACUGGAGUACAUCAUGACCAAAGAUUUCAACAUAAAUGACCUCCAGCCAAAAAGUCUCCAUGACCUUGUAAAAAAUUUUGAAGAACCACAAAGUCAGGAAUUUCAAAAAUAUUAUCGUAAUUUUAUUGUAAGCUAUGAUCAACAUAUUGUUUGUGAGGGGAUUUGUAAGAGAGAGCAGGUGUGUGCUAUACAGUUUUUAGACCAAGAAUCUUAUACUAAUUGUUUUAGAUAGUAUAGUUAAUCAUUUGAUGGUACAACAACUAUAUAAUCACAAGAGGAAUUUUGAAAAUAAAGCAAAUCUUUAAGGGAAGUCAAAGUAAAAUUCAAAGAAUUAAUUUAUCUUUAGUUUUUAUCCCUCAUGCACUUACGCAGGGAGUACUAAAUGGAGGAUGUGUGAAAUUGACAUCUCAAAGCAAUCAUAUUCUGUCCUGCCUUUACAGUUUUGUGCUCUCUUAGUUUGCCUGUCUCCUAAUUUAUACAUUUUAUAACUGUCUGGAUUAAUUCUCAACCAAAAACUCAAAACAAAGGUUCUGUUUCAUUAAUCUGCAGUAGUAGGAUUGUAGUAGUGUGUACAGAGUACAGUGAAAUUCUGACUUGCAUGUACUGUAUGACUAAUUUGUAACAUGUUACCACUCUCUGGUGCCAUGUUAAACAACAAUGUAUCAAAAUACUUAACUUACUAUUAUCUGAAAACUUGUGGAUAAAACUCUGAAACAAAUCUGAGCAUAGUUAGCAUCUACACAUAAGCAUUAUGCAUACAUUAAGCUGAUCUGCAGUAGGUCUUUGUAGUAGAAAAAGGAUGCAGAGAUAUAUUACAGUGUUACAAUGAGUAAAAUCUCUCUCUCUCUCUUUAUAUAUAUAUAUAUAUAUAUAUAUAUAUAUAUAUAUACACACACACCCCCACAUAAGAACUUCUGGCUUGAAAAAGAGCUGUUUCUGUCAAUCUCAGGCUUAUAGGUGGGAGUAGGAUGCGGUCAGAUCUGUUCAGUUGUACUACAGGUUUACAUUUAAAGGCAUUGACAUUCGAAUAAAGCAAGUCCAGCUGGUUGUGUCCACAACUCCAACAUGCUAACUGAAGUUUGUUCAUUCUGAUUUCCUAACAGCAUUCUAGGAUCAGAAUUAUUAAUUCAUUAGAAUAUGAGUACAGCAUGAAUAAUUUCUGUGCCUGAGUUAAUAAACAUUAUUCAGGAUAACAUAACUUAACUCCCUAAGCAGUAACAUAGACAGAUUGUCACUAUUUCAAUGACUAGAUCACAUUAUAGUUUAAAUUGUAAUGCACUCUCCUUUUCAGCAUUGCUUAUUUACUCAUUUUUGGUCCCCCUGCCUUUUGCAGUCCGUUUGACUGUAUCAAGUGAUAACCGUCCAGCAUUAAAAUACAGUCUGAAAGAAGAAGUUUAGACUAGUUAUCUGCAAUGAGCAAAUGCCACAGUUCCGAACUCAUCGUGACUCACCAUGACAUGUGAAAGUUCAUCCAACUUAUUUCAAAGUGAUACUUUCCACUUCACUUUUGUCUUUGCUCCAUAUUCUUUCCAUCUUUGGUUGAGUUGCUCCUGUGGUAAUGUGCAACAGGCAGCCUUGAUCACAGUGCUACUAGGUGAUUAUGGGAACAUUUAAUAUCUCUCGCUUUAUGUUCUCAGAGACUCUUACAUUCUCCAGUGUUAUACAGUAGGUACUCAUCAGAUUCUUUCGAUCCUCUGCUCUCCCAGUUCAUUUGAAAGAUGUUUGAUACCAUGCCAACAGAAUAUUUACCAAUUUAAAAAUUAAUUUAAGAUAAUAGAAAUAAGCCACAGUUUAAAUCUUAAUCUUAAUGUUAAUAAUAAUUAAGUAAAUUUGUUAAUAAUCACAAACGGAAAGCCCCCCUCCCCCCCCCAAAAAAGAGCUCCUGUAAAUGGCAUUUUGUCAUUUACAUUAAUGUAGUCAAUGAAAGUUCUUGCUUCAACAUGUUCUUAUUAACCGUAGGAAUUUAAACAUUACAACCUUACUAAACUCUCCAGCAUACUAUGACGCUACAGUGUAAAGACAGAUUUUUGUGUAAUUUUUACUUUUAAAUGUUGGAAAAUUUCAAUUAUUGUAUUGUUCACACAUUUUCUAAACUAAAUAACUCAUUUAAAAUGCUCUUCUCUAGCUAGUUUCCCUCACACCACAUUUUUUUGGAGAAUGUCUAGCUUUAUUUUACAUGCAUUCAAAGUUGUGCCAUAUUUCUGUAAUGUUUUGUAAUGGGCCUUAUUGUGCACUGAGAGAUAUUCAGUAUUUUCAAAAUAUUUCAUACUCAUCUCCUGAGAGGUUCUUUUAAAGAAACAUAAUAGUAGUAACUUGUACAAAAAAUGCAUUCUAUGGUGUUUCACAACUAAUAAAACAAUGAUUCAACAAUUAAACCCAAGUUAUAAUAGAAAAGGUAACAAACAUAAAAGAUUUAGUAAAUAUACAAAUUUUAAAUAGACUAUAUAAGAAAACAAUUGACAAUGUAGAAAACACAAAUGUUUUGAACUCAAAGUAAAUUUUCACUUACCAUUCAUCCAUCUGUCCAUUAUCUUUACUCUUUGCCAGUAAGUCAGGGUGUCACGAUUCCAGAGCCUGUCCAAGCAGCAUUGUGUCCAAAGCCGGAGUUAAUCUUGGGCGAGGGCACUUGAAAAUGUUAGUAACAUUCUCCCCAGAUUUGGUUUGAACUUCCUUUUGUCUUAAUGAUGCACUUAUUGAUGAAUUAAUUGCUGGACAUUUAGGGGAUUUAUCACUUGCUAAUACAUUUAAACUGAGCUCAUGGAAUAAAAGUAUGCAAUGUCUAAAGAUAACUGGCACCAUCUAAAGGAUCUGAUUACUUCACAGUCAUUUCUGGUUUUAUAUUGAUAAUUCAUUAGUUAUUUUUUCUUUGACAUUGUCGAUUAUUUUUUCUACUGGGCAGAGACAAUAAAAUCACAAUUAAUUUUAGAUUCUAUAUUGUAAGACUGUAAAAUGUGAAAAAAAGAAUAUUUCAGAUUUGUAACAUCUUAAAAAUUAUAGUUUGACUGCCUGGGUUUAAAUGCUGUUAUUAUCUCAGGUACUGUAAAUUGUAGGAUUUCCUGAACACAUUAGUUAUAUAAUUAGGUCUGUCAUUAAUGGAUUUACUUCCUGCUCAGCAUUAAAAGCAGACUUUUCAAAUCUGCAAAAUCUGCAGUCAAUGGCUGUGCAGUAUUUGAGAAACAUAUAUAUUUUUAUUCCUGGAAUUCUUUUAGUAAAUGAAUUUAUUAUUAAAUCUGAUUUUUAUUUGUGGUUUAAAGGUGUUGAAAAUUUAAUAAAAUAAUGUGAAUGAUUAUUAUUAUUAUUUUUUUUUGAUUGUUAAAGAAACAAACUGCCAUGCCAUGUAAAACCAAAUGCUAAAAGAAGAUGUAUUGAAAAUCCCAUAAUGAAAUAUGAUAUACAUAAUUAAAUUACUCAGCUUAUCUGAAA
Messenger RNA from Polypterus senegalus (gray bichir), 4658 nucleotides. It is a transcript of the gene smpdl3a, whose product is annotated as sphingomyelin phosphodiesterase acid like 3A. The transcript is spliced from 8 exons. Gene Ontology annotation, molecular function: sphingomyelin phosphodiesterase activity. NCBI's taxonomy places the organism in Eukaryota, Metazoa, Chordata, Cladistia, Polypteriformes, Polypteridae. Gene Ontology annotation, biological process: sphingomyelin catabolic process. The record is from RefSeq and is a predicted model, not a curated record. The coding region runs from base 133 to 1467 and encodes 444 amino acids.